AUGAAGGAGGCUGUGCGCGAGAGAGGCGGCGGGAAUGGUGGAAACGGCCGAAGUGCGGUGGAGAAAGAGCGGACGAAGAUGCGCGAGCGGCAGAGGCGAUCCAUCACCACCAACAUCUUCCACGGCCUCCGCAAGCACGGCGGUUACCGCCUCUCCCCCCGCGCCGACAUCAACGAAGUCCUCCGCCACCUCGCCAGCGAGGCUGGCUGGAUCAUCGAGCCGGACGGUACAACCUACCGCUCCUCCGCCGCCGCCGAUGGACGGAAUCAUGCGUGUCCUCUUUGCGGAGGAGGAAGAAAGAGUACUGGUCCGCCGACGCCAACCGGAAGCUACUUUGCCGGAGGCGGCGGAGGAGACUGCUCGACGACGGCUUCUCCCCACCGUAGCGACUCCGCGGCGAAUAACCACCCCUCGGUCAGCGGCGUACCGUCGCUUUCGCCGUCUGGCGUUAUGGCUACAAACGAUGCACUGCUGGCGAUAUACAUGUGCGGGGCUGUUCAACAAAAUCCCCGGGGCGGCGGCGGCGGCGUGUACGGCGGAGGACAGCAGCUGUACCUGGUGCAUCAGAACAGUGCGUCCAAUCAGAACACGCCAGCUGGAUCACCUUGAUUCCUGGACUCCUCCUUCCUCAUCUUCUGUGAUGAAAUUUACUACCCCUAUAUAUAGUUUUCUACCAGUCUUCGAUCGUAUGCUGAAGAAAACCUACUAAUUUUAACGUCAUUAACUAUAUGAUUUUAUAAUCUUAACAUCAGUAACUAAUCACAUAUUAUAGUUAAUAGUCCAUGCUAUCUUAAUCUAAAAAAAUAAA
Messenger RNA from Andrographis paniculata, 808 nucleotides. Its product is annotated as protein BZR1 homolog 3-like. Gene Ontology annotation, molecular function: DNA-binding transcription factor activity. Gene Ontology annotation, biological process: brassinosteroid mediated signaling pathway; DNA-templated transcription. Bases 1 to 609 code for a protein of 202 amino acids. NCBI's taxonomy places the organism in Eukaryota, Viridiplantae, Streptophyta, Magnoliopsida, Lamiales, Acanthaceae. The record is from RefSeq and is a predicted model, not a curated record. The transcript is spliced from 2 exons.